Molecule: messenger RNA, 2463 nt
Organism: Orycteropus afer afer
Lineage: Eukaryota; Metazoa; Chordata; Mammalia; Tubulidentata; Orycteropodidae
Source: RefSeq, a predicted model, not a curated record
AUGGACUCAGAAUGCUCCCGGCUCCUCCCGGCUCUCUGUGCUGUCCUGGCAGAUCCAAGGCAGCCAGUGACAGAUGACACCUGCCUAGAGAAACUCCUGGACUGGUUUAAAACAGUAGCAGAAGCAGAAUCCAGUCUCCUGCUGUUGCAGGAGAACCCCUGCCUGGUCGAGCUGCUGUCCCACACCCUGAAAUCCCAGGACAUGAGUGCCCGCGUCCUCUCCUUUUCACUUCGCCUUGCAGGGAUCUUUGCAGCCCAGGAAAACUGCUUCCAGUAUCUUCAGCAGGGGGAGUUGAUGCUCGGACUCUUUGGGGAGGCGGGCCCUGUCGGCCUGCCGGCCUGGAGCGUCCCCUCCGUGCGCAGCGGCUGGAUCCAAGGCCUGUGCUCCCUGGCACAGCACCCCAGUGCCGAGCAGUUCCUAGUCGACUGUGGUGCUGUAGACACCCUCUUCUCCUUGCAGGGCGAUUCCAGCCUUUUUGUGGCCUCUGCCGCCAGCCAGCUCCUGGCACAGGCCCUGAGUUUAUCCCUACAAGGCAGAGACACCCCACAGCUCGGCUCCCAGGACAGCGACUGGCCCUCAUGUGCCCGGAGCAUCGUGGGCCACCUGGAGGAGGCCUUGCGAUCCAGGGCCACGCCGCAGGUCACACAGGCACUUAAGGUCCUGACCACCACGUUUGGGCGUUGCCACCACCCCUGGACACAAGCCCUUUGGAUGCAGCUGAGCCCUCUGGUGACCUGUCUCCUGGAGAAGGACCCCAUCCCUGCUGCCCACUCGGUCGCUGACCUUUUCCUCACCAUGGCACGGUCUCCUGUGUUUGCUUCUUCGGACUGUGACCUGUGGGUGAUGCUGGUCCGGACUCUGAGCCGCCUGAGCCCCACACAGGCAGGGCCCCUGGCUCUCGGGGUCUGCAAACUCCAUGUCUGUCCCCUGGCUCUGAGAACCCAGGCCUUUGAUGUCCUCCUUCAGCCGAUGGCCUGCAUCCUGGAAGCUGCUGCCCAGCCCCCAGGGCCUUCAGACUUGCUGGACGGGACUAGGGGCAGCUCCAGCAUGGCGGACACCCUCCUGGCCUCCACGUCUUCCUGCGCCGGCCUCUUGUGCCAGAGUUUGGCCCACCUGGGGGAGCUGCAGCCACUGUCCCACAGCCCCCGGCCCUGGCCGCAGGCACCCUUGCUGGAAGCCACUUUGGCGACGUUGCGCUUCUGCAACGGUUCGGCAGUGCCGCUCUCCAGCGUGGGGGUCCGCCUCUGUGGGAUCUUGGCUGGAUGUGUCCGCGUGCAGCGCGCAGCUCUCGACUUCCUGGCGGCGCUCUCCCAGGGGACGGGGUCCCCAGACUUGGUGAUGAAGGUGUCGGCGGUUCUCCUGGAGUACCUGCGGAGCCCGGAUUCCAGCCCUAUGGUCCUGAAGAAGGCUUUCCAGGCCACUCUCCAGUGGCUCCUGACUACGUCUCAAGCCGGUGGCUCCUGCGACCCCAGCCCCCACAGCCAGCCGUUCAUCGGAGAGCUGUUCCCCGUGAUGCAGAAACGUCUUUGCAGCCCCUGCUGGGAGGUGCGGGACUCAGCCCUUGAGUUCCUGACCCACCUGACCGCACACUGGGGAGGACAGCCUGGCUUCCGACAAGCCCUCUUGGCCUCAGACGCGCCCGAGCUCGCCAAGCAGCUUCUCCGAGACCCCGAGGGCUACGUCCGCGCAAGCGCAGUGGCUGCCAUGGGGCAGCUGGCCGCCCGGGGGCUGCAUGCCAGCUCUGCCCACCCUGAGCAGCCAGGAGCCCAGCAGCACCUGCUCCCAGAGCUCAUGGACAUCCUCUCCUCGGACUCAGAGGGCUUCCCCCGGAGGGCCGUGAUGCAGGUCUUCACAGCCUGGCUGCGGGACGGCCACGCCGAGGUGGCCCAGGACCCGGAGCGGUUCAUGGCCGGCGUGUUCCAGGUGGUGGGCCAGGACCUCGACUGGGAGGUACGCCUCCAGGGCCUCGAGCUGGCCGGAGUGUUCCUGGCCCAAGUGCUGGGGCCACCCGCCUGUCCCUACGCGGCGGCCCCGCCCACGGCUGCCCCAUCCGUCCAGCUGGCCGAGGUGCUGCGGGCGCUGGGCCGGGUGCGAGUCCUGGAGUUUGCCUUUCAUACCUUGUUCGACUGUGACCGGCCCGUGGCCCGGAAGUCCUGUGACCUGCUACUCCUGCUGAGGGCCAGGACCGCGCCCGACAGCAGGCUGCAGGGGGCUGGCCGCUGUCCUGACACCGCUGCUGUGGAGGCCACCCUGCAGGCGUGGCAGGAGGGCAAGCAGGGCCAGCCGCUGGGUGAGCUGGGGCCUGAGGUGGUGGUGGCUGUCCUGUGGAUGCUGGACCUCGAGGGGCUGCAGGCCACGCUGGCCGAGAGCAGCGACCACGUGGAGCAGAGCCCACAGUCCCUCCUGCAGGACAUGCUGGCCACCGCGGCUGCCCUGGAUGACCACGAGGCAGACUGCUACUGA